AGAGAGAGAGAGAGCGAUGGCGCCUGGAGCCGCGACUUCCGAGCUCGAGAGCUUCGCUCAAGCGAGAGGAGUGGAAAAUUUCCUGAUAAGUUUCGUGGACCUAUUAGGCGUGUCUCGAGCGAAGCUCGUUCCAAAGUCAGCAAUCCGCGAGAUGGAGAUCAAAGGAGCUGGGUUUGCUGGCUAUGCCGCACACUUUGACAUGAGUCCAGCGGAUCCCGACCUGUUUGCGGUGCCUGAUCCUCGAAGCGUGAUCCAACUUCCAUGGAAACCAGCAGUAGCUUGGGUGGCCAGCGAUUUGUACAUGAACGGCAAGCCCGUACAACAGGAUCCUCGCAGAGUCUUACGAACUCAGGUGUGUCAAAACUCUUUUCUUGAGAAGAAUUCAUGGCUUUCACAGGUUGAGAUUGCCGAGAGUAAACACUUGAGGAUGAAAACCGGGGUCGAAUGCGAGUUUUUCAUCCUGUCCGGAAGUAGCGAUGUUCAUCAGCUGUCGGAUCGAUUGGAUAAGGCAGAGAAACCAGGCUACGAACAGAUUGCUCUCAUGAGACGGUACGACCUGAUCUCGGAAGUUCUUCACUACUUGGAAGUUCUUGGAUGGAAACCAUAUCAGGCUGAUCACGAGGAUGCAAAUGGUCAGUUUGAGAUUAACUGGGAGUAUGACGAUUGCAUCGCUACUGCUGAUAAGCACGUCUUCUUCAAGUUCAUGGUGAAAUCACUAGCUGAAAAAUAUGGUCUCAAGGCGACGUUUAUGCCCAAACCUUUUGUAAACCAAACUGGCAAUGGAACACAUUGCCAUGUCUCUGUCUGGGAUACUUCCGGCGAGCACAACGUUUUCCUUGACAAGCAGGACAAGCUUGGAUUGUCCACGACUGCUUAUGAGUUCCUCGGAGGAGUGCUCCAAAACACCAAGUCGAUCACUGCCAUUCUCAACCCCACCGUCAAUAGCUACAAGCGCAUCGAUGGAAGCACCACCCUUUCUGGCUCUUCAUGGGCUCCUUGCUCCAUCGCAUACACUGGAAACAAUCGUACUCACUUAAUACGCAUACCCGACGGUGGUCGAUUCGAACUUCGUCUCGCAGAUGGAGCAGUCAAUCCAUAUCUUUUCCAGGCUGCCAUCUUGGCUUGUGGCCUUCACGGGCUUGAUCAUCACGUCCAUCCGGGACCAUCAGCCGAUUGGAACGGCCAUCUUCCGCCACCUGAAGGGAAGGCAGUGCAAAUUCUUCCCACCAGUCUAGCCGAAGCUCUGAAAGAAUUCUCUGCUUCUGCCACCUUGAGAAAGGCUCUUGGCGAAGAAUUUGUCACGAGCUACUCGAAGAUCCAGACUGAACGAUGGAGAUCCUUCACACAACACUUGAGCAAAUGGGAAAUCGAUAACACCAUUGACUGCUGAAACUCGAAACCUCGUUGCAAUGCAAAUGGCUACUUUGGGAUACGCCACCGGCUAUUCUCUCCCGAAGUUUUCCAUUUUUCCGAGCUCUUCAUUUUCGCCUUCCAUUCCUUCUUAGAUGCUCCCCCCUCAUCCUCAUUCUUCACUUGCAAGUUUGCCUCGUCGUCGUCUUCAUUCCCUUCUCUAAUCCUUUUCCCCUCCGCUUGGAGAUCCCCGAUCAUCAUCUCCGUCGUCUUCGUGGUUAUUCCUCGAACAUACCAUGAGACUGGCGGCGGUGGAAUCAGAACUGGCUGAACUUCCUGAUGGAGAUUCACAAGUGACGCUACUCUGCCUGCUUCACCCGGCUCACCAUCCACGUAAAACGGCUUUAUCUCCCAGGUUCCUUCAAAUCUCUUCAUAAAUCCUUCCUUGGCUAGCUUGUAGCUAACCUGGGAAGGAAAAGAAUGGUCAGUAAGUUUGUGCUACAUUAAAAUCUCCUCACCGUGUGUGAGCUUUGAUC
Selaginella moellendorffii is the source of this 1886-nucleotide messenger RNA. Its product is annotated as glutamine synthetase. The record is from RefSeq and is a predicted model, not a curated record. The transcript is spliced from 11 exons. Lineage: Eukaryota; Viridiplantae; Streptophyta; Lycopodiopsida; Selaginellales; Selaginellaceae. Gene Ontology annotation, molecular function: glutamine synthetase activity. Bases 17 to 1390 code for a protein of 457 amino acids.